Conger conger (European conger) is the source of this 1847-nucleotide messenger RNA. RefSeq names its product zinc-binding protein A33-like. The transcript has 6 exons. The record is from RefSeq and is a predicted model, not a curated record. NCBI's taxonomy places the organism in Eukaryota, Metazoa, Chordata, Actinopteri, Anguilliformes, Congridae. Bases 28 to 1308 code for a protein of 426 amino acids. Gene Ontology annotation, molecular function: zinc ion binding; protein binding.
UCCUGAGGAUGAGCUCUGUUGCUCUGUAUGUAUGCAUGCACAGCUUCUCGAGAGUGUCCCAUCUGCAGGAGAAAGUCCUCUGUGGAAGUGCCUCCUGUAAACAUGGCCUUAAGAAGCAUUGUGGAGUUGUUCAAGAGUGACACUCACUGUAGUCUUCAUGGGGAGAAACUUCUCUUCUUCUGUGAACACGACAAAGAGCCUCUGUGUGUCGUCUGUCAGACUUCAAAAAAACACAGAAAUCACACGGUCUGUCCAGUGGAAGAAGCCAUACUGGGUCUGAAGGAGGAAAUCAAGCCUGAACUUAAUCUUAUUAAAGAAAAACUGAAGAGGUUUACUGAGGCUGAACAAGAAUGCAUGAAAACAGCAAAACAUAUCCGCAGUCAAUCCCAGCACACAGAUAAACAGAUAAAGGCAGAGUUUAAAAAGCUCCACCUGUUCCUGAGAGAGGAAGAGGAGGCCAGACUAGCUGCACUGAAGAAGGAGGAGGAGGAGAAGAGUCAGAUUAUUAAGGAGAAGAUAGACAAUGUCACAAGACACGUCUCCACCCUUACAGACAAAAUGACAGUUAUAGAGAAGGCCAUGGACACAGAAGACACCUCCUUUUUAAAGGACUACAAGAACAUCAAGGAAAGAGCCCAGUGCACACUGCAGGACCCAGAGCUGCUCUCAGGGGCACUGAUAGAUGUGGCCAAACACCUGGGCAACCUGAAGUUCAGAGUCUGGGAGAAGAUGCUGGGGAUGGUGCAGUACACACCUGUGAUGCUGGACCCCAACAAUGCAGCCCCCUGGAUCUCUCUCUCUGAUGAUCUGACCACUGUGAGAUACACAGGUACAUACCAGAAAUGUCCUGACAACCCAGAGAGGUUUGGCAAAUAUGGGCUGGUGCUGGGAUCUGAGGGGUUUACCUCAGGGAAACACAGCUGGGAGGUGGAGGUUGGGAACAAACAUGCCUGGACUACAGGAGUGGUGAAAGAGUCCAUCAACAGGAAGGAAAGCCUAACAUGCAGCCCAGAGAGUGGAUUCUGGGUCUUAUCGCUGAUGAAUGGUGAUGAUUACAGAGCAGGUGGAGUUACUGCCCUCACACUGAAGAGGAAACCCCAGAGCAUCAGAGUGGAGCUGGACUAUGACAGGGGGGAGGUGUCCUUCUUCGACUCCAGUGACAUGUCACUCAUCUACACAUUCACAGACACAUUUACUGAGAGAGUCUUCCCAUACUUCGGUCCCGAUUCGAACAAAGAUGGUAAGAAUGAGGGACCCCUGCAAAUAUGCCCAGUAAAAGUUUCCAUAACAGUGACAUCAUCCCAGUAAACGCGUUUGUUAAAAAAUAACAAACGAGAGAUGUUGUAUUUCCAUGUAAUUUUGGUUGUUUGUAAUGGGUCUCAGCAUGCUUGGUUGUUGACCUGAACUGGGGUAGACUUGCUGGAGAACUGAAGGGGGCAGCUGAUGAUCUACCAGAACCAAAUAUGAGGCAGACACACACACACACACACACACACAGAAACGUAACAAUGACCAUUUGCUCAAUGCAAUCUGCCUCAGUGUGUAUGAAUGUUGAUUUGGGAUGGACCUGCUGAAGAUGUGGAAGGACAAAAGGGGAUGUUUUAAUUGUCUGUCAGAAGGGAGCAGACAUGCAUACAGUGACCAUUUGGUUAGCUGCCACCAUCUUGGUUAAUUUUGUUCUGUGAAAGGGGUAUAAAGCUGGUGCUUGAACAAUGCUGUAUUAUACUUGAUCUGCCUGCUUUUAUCCAGUUUCGUGCUGUAAUGGAGACUAUAUUUCCUUUUUGUGAUCUAAACUUUGGAAAUACAAUUUUUAAUAGGAGUAAAUGUAUUCACACUGAAAUAGUACU